Carassius carassius (crucian carp) is the source of this 1938-nucleotide messenger RNA. It is a transcript of the gene paf1, whose product is annotated as PAF1 homolog, Paf1/RNA polymerase II complex component. The coding region runs from base 173 to 1648 and encodes 491 amino acids. Gene Ontology annotation, biological process: transcription elongation by RNA polymerase II. The transcript has 14 exons. Gene Ontology annotation, molecular function: chromatin binding; RNA polymerase II complex binding. Lineage: Eukaryota; Metazoa; Chordata; Actinopteri; Cypriniformes; Cyprinidae. The record is from RefSeq and is a predicted model, not a curated record. Gene Ontology annotation, cellular component: Cdc73/Paf1 complex.
AUCGGGGCAGCCGCGGCGGCGGGGUCCUUCAGAAGACGCUGUGGGGCGGAAGUCGCACACGAGCGCGCGCUGCUGUUGUUUCAGUCGAUUAACUGCAUUAAACUGUUAAUUGUUGUGUUUCGCCGCUUUUUGUCACUCAUUUGCGUGGAGAAGCGCGUUUAAUUUCUCCAGUAUGGCUCCUACGAUACAGACCCAGGCGCAGCGCGAGGACGGACACCGGAGUUCAGCUCACAGAAGCGUCCCAGAGAGGUCAGGCGUCGUGUGUAGAGUGAAGUAUGGAAACAGUCUUCCGGAUAUCCCCUUCGAUCCCAAGUUCAUCACGUAUCCGUUUGACCAGCACAGGUUUGUGCAGUAUAAAGCCACAUCACUGGAGAAGCAGCACAAGCACGAGCUGCUCACCGAACCUGAUCUGGGCGUCACCAUCGACCUCAUCAACCCUGACACGUACCGCAUCGACCCCAGCAUUCUGCUGGAUCCUGCUGAUGAGAAGCUGCUGGAGGAGGAGAUUCAGGCUCCGUCGAGCUCAAAGAGGUCCCAGCAGCACGCGAAGGUGGUGCCGUGGAUGAGGAAGACGGAGUACAUCUCCACCGAGUUCAACAGAUACGGCGUCUCCAACGAGAAGGUGGAAGUCAAGAUCGGUGUGUCCGUGAAGCAGCAGUUCACAGAGGAGGAGAUCUACAAAGACAGAGACAGUCAGAUCGCAGCCAUCGAGAAGACGUUUGAAGACGCACAGAAAUCUAUUGCCCAGCAUUACAGCAAACCCAGAGUCAUGCCGGUGGAGGUUAUGCCCGUCUUCCCAGACUUCAAGAUGUGGAUUAAUCCGUGUGCUCAAGUCAUCUUUGACUCUGAUCCGGCACCUAAAGAUGUUUCUGCACCAGCGGGGGUGGACAUGAUGUCACAGGCCAUGAUCAGGGGUAUGAUGGACGAGGAGGGGAAUCAGUUUGUGGCGUACUUCCUGCCUAACGAGGACACGAUGCGCAAACGCAAGAGAGACGUGGAGGAGGAUCUGGACUACAUGCCUGAUGAACUGUAUGAUUAUAAGAUCGCUCGCGAGUACAACUGGAACGUGAAGAACAAGGCCAGUAAAGGAUACGAGGAGAACUACUUCUUCAUCUUCAGAGACGGAGACGGAGUUUAUUAUAAUGAGCUGGAGACCAGGGUGCGUCUGAGCAAGCGGCGAGCGAAGGUCGGCGCUCAGUCGUCUACGAACGCUGUGCUGGUGUGUAAACACAGAGACAUGAACGAGAAGGAGCUGGAGGCUCAGGAGGCUCGCAAGGCUCAGCUGGAGAAUCACGAGCCUGAGGAUGAAGAAGAGGAGCUGGACCUGAUGAAAGACCUGCAGGACUCCGGUGAGGAGCGUGAGAAACCCAGCGACUCUGAUAACUCUGAGAGCGAGUCUGAGCGUGAGGAAGAGGAGCGUCCUGCUGAUGAAGACGAGGAGGAGGACGAGGAGGAGGUCAAGCGGCGCGAGAGGAAGAGCAGCGGCAGCGAGAGCGGAGAGGACCGGCAGGCGCGGGACGAGGAGGAGAUCUUCGGCAGUGAUGAUGAUAGUGAGGAUGAGGAGGGUGAGCGAGCGAGGAGUAACAGCAGCAGUGUUCAGCACAGCGGCAGCGAGAGAGCGUCCGACUCCAGCGACGACAGCCAAUGAGACGCUCAGCUCCUGCUGUUUCCUGUUCCUGUCUGCUCCUCUGAAUCCCACACAGACGUGCGUCUGCACUGCAGAAACAAGGCUAUCUUACUGAGUGUUUCUGUCUUGUUUCUAGUCAAAAUAUCUGGAAAUUCUUAAAUUACGAUGCAUUUACUAAAGCACAAUGAAGUAAGAUAUUUAGUCUUGUUUUCAGGGGAAAGUGCUUUUUGCUUAAAAUAAGUAGAAUUAUCUGUCAGUGGGGUAAGUCAUCUCAUUUAAAAUAUAUUUUACUUACACCACAGGCAGAUAAU